GGCGCCCCUCCUGGCCAAUCAGGGUGUGUGCAGUGGCUUCGACACCACCCCCCAGCGGCCGCACAGGCGCACUGAGCUCCCAACUGCCAUUUUGUGGCAGAGGCUACUCUGCUAAAGCUGGAGAGGGAUUAAAACAAACUGCGAAGAAGCCCGCGUUUGUCACGGGCACGGCAAACUUUAUAGCCCAACCCCUGUGCCCUCGCUCUCGUUGACCGGGAGGAGAAACACGCAGGAAAUAGGUUAACAUGCAGGUAGCAGCCUAAAUCCUCAGGUUGACAGGGAUAGUCAGGUAACAGACAGUUGAUUCAGCAAAGCUCAGGGACACUUUCCAGUACCACAACCCCUGCAGCCUGCAGCCUACUGUAAAGAAAUCAUGACAACAGUCCAUUUAUCGUUGAUAUUCCAGUUCCUACCCAGAAUGGACGGAGGGCCAACAGAGGGUGUGGAGGUCCCCUCCAUCCAGGCCAUUCACAGCCAGGACGCCAUGGUUGCAGACCUCCUCCAACAAGCUGCAGAGGCUGGGGGUGUGGUCGAGGGACAAGCUGGAGUCAUCCUUGAUCAAGGUCAUGGGGAAGGAUUGGUAGCAGCCACCCAGGCCCAGCAGCAGCUAAUGGAAGCCGGGGUGGCGGUCGGUGUAGACGGGGCAACAGGGGUUGAAAUGAUGGUCAUGGACUCACUAGAUCCCACCCUGCUGCAGAUGAAGACCGAGGUGAUGGAUGCUGCAGUGGGGGGGUCGUCAGCGGCUGUGGGUGUAGUUGGAGGGGUAGCGGGGUCUGCUCACCAAGCAACUGUAACAACAGUGGACCAGACUCAGAUCAUCACACUGCAGGUGGUAAACAUGGAGGAGCAGGCAGCUUUGGGCCUGGGGGAGCUGCAGCUGGUUCAGGUGCCCGUCUCUGCCUCCACCGUGGAGGCCCUGCAGCAAGGCACCUUUGUUGACACCACUGCGAUGCCGAAGGAUGGCGACCCGGUCAUCUGCCACACUCUGCCACUGCCGGAGGGCUUUCAGGUAGUUAAGGUCGGUGCCAACGGGGAGGUGGAGACGGUGGAACAGGAAGAGGAGGGAGUCAUAGCCCACCCUGAAGAGGAAGAAGAUGAGGAGGUGGGGAACCAGCUGCUGGAUGAAGUGGAAGACGGGCCCAUUCAGACUCAGAACGAUGACCCAAACUGGGCCAAAGAUCCAGACUACCAGCCUCCAUGUGGAGCAGCCAAGAAGUCCAAAAAGGGAAAGAAGAAUCGCCUACGUUACGGUGAAGGAGAUAAGGACAUGGACGUCAGUGUCUAUGACUUUGAGGAAGAGCAGCAGGAGGGUCUUCUGUCUGAGGUCAAUGCUGAGAAAGUGGUGGGCAACAUGAAACCACCCAAACCUACAAAGAUCAAGAAGAAAGGAGUGAAGAAGACGUUUCAGUGUGAGCUGUGCAGCUACACCUGCCCCCGACGCUCCAACCUGGACCGACACAUGAAGAGCCACACGGACGAGAGACCCCACAAGUGUCACCUUUGUGGCAGAGCCUUCAGGACCGUCACCUUGCUAAGAAACCACCUCAACACACACACUGGAACUCGUCCACACAAAUGCACAGACUGCGAUAUGGCGUUUGUGACGAGCGGAGAGCUGGUUCGUCAUCGUCGCUACAAACACACACACGAGAAACCCUUCAAGUGCUCCAUGUGCGACUACGCCAGUGUGGAGGUGAGCAAACUAAAGCGCCACAUCCGGUCCCACACCGGCGAGCGUCCGUUCCAGUGCAGUUUGUGCAGCUACGCCAGCAGAGACACGUACAAGCUGAAAAGACACAUGAGGACACACUCAGGAGAGAAACCGUACGAGUGCUACAUAUGUCACGCCCGAUUCACCCAGAGUGGGACCAUGAAGAUGCACAUUCUGCAGAAACACACGGAGAACGUGGCCAAAUUCCACUGUCCCCACUGUGACACGGUCAUCGCACGCAAGAGUGACCUGGGUGUCCAUCUUCGUAAGCAGCACUCGUUCAUUGAGACGGGAAAGAAAUGUCGUUACUGCGAUGCAGUGUUCCACGAGCGCUACGCUCUGAUCCAGCACCAGAAGUCCCACAAGAACGAGAAGAGGUUCAAGUGUGACAUGUGUGACUACUGCUGCCGUCAGGAGCGGCACAUGGUAAUGCACCGUCGAACCCACACCGGAGAGAAACCAUACGCCUGCAGCCAGUGUGAGAAGACCUUCAGACAGAAGCAGUUGCUGGACAUGCACUUCAAACGCUACCACGACCCCAACUUUGUCCCCACCGCCUUCGUCUGCCCCAAGUGUAGCAAGACGUUCACUCGCCGGAAUACCAUGGCGCGGCACGCCGACAACUGCAACGGUGAGGUGGAGGAUGCUGAGAACGGAACUCCGACCCCAAAGAGAGGCAGAAGAGGAAGAAAGAGGAAGAUGAGGAGCAGGAGGGAUGAAGAUGACAGUGAGGAGGAUAACGCUGAUCCCGAUGACGACGAGGACGGGGAAGGAGAGGAGGAAUCAUCACUGCAGCAGGAAGACGAGGAGCCAGAGAGUAUGGAGCUGGACCAGGCCCCCGCCGCCAUCCCAAUACCAGCCCCCGACGAGCCACCAGUCAAGAGGAAACGAGGCCGUCCCCCCAAGAAUGCCCCAAAGCUCCCUACACCCAGCAAGUCAGCGAGGGUGGCUGCCAAGACGACGGCUUCUGCUGCUGCCAUCAUCCAGGUAGAGGACGAGAGCACCGGGGCGGUGGAGAACAUCAUCGUGAAGAAGGAGGAGGAGGCCGAUGCCUCUGCUGUGACGCCCCUGGACGAGGGGGUGGCCCUGACCGUGGAGGGGGUGGGGCUGGACGGGGAGGGGGAGGGGGAGGGGGUGGAGACUGUUGAGCUGGCUGUGAACGAGGAUACAGCGGCGGCCGCUGCUGCCGCUGCCAACGGCGACCUGACACCAGAGAUGAUCCUGAGCAUGAUGGACCGGUGAACGCGACUCGUGUGGCCAGACUGUGUACAGCUAACAUGUCUCAUCUGUAUGUGCUUCUAACGGCAGCCAUGUUUCCUCCGCUGGAGCGGCACAAAGAAAGGAAGCUGCAUGUAAAUACUUCCACAACAACGUCACACACACACACACACACACAUACACACACACACACACACACACACACACACACACACACACACACACACACACACACACACACACACACACACACACACACACACUCUACCAGAUCCAGUGUCAUCAUCGUAUACAGAUGAGAUGGUGAUCACGGACUGAUGUCUGCUCCUCUGCUCUUUCUUGUGUUGUGUCUCCACCCGGCCACAUCCUGUGUCAGUCUCCACCCACACGCUCUGCACCUCACGUUCACAUGGAAACUAACCCCUCUCCUCUCUGCGCGUUGCUUUGCCACAACCACUCAUUACUUGCCCCUCCUUCACUUCUCACUCUGGGUUUCUGCUCUCCUGCUCCAGUCUCUUGCGACUUUGCCGAUUUAGCGAAAUGAUUUGUGUGUGUGUGUGUGUGUAUAUAAGUAUACACCUAGUUUCUCCUGAUGAAGACGUAGUGUGUGGUACUGUACCUGCUCUCACUCAUAGGACUGUUAACACUGCUAGCAUCUGGGCUCUGGUGGACACGCCCCCUCGGUCAGCUCAUGUACCGUCAGUACUUCCGACAGCUGCUCAUUUAGUUUCCCACCACCGACGCAGUUUGAGAUGAAGUUAUUUUCCUCCAAGCCUUACUCACCCACAGGCAACGGGUCAUUUGACGUCACAUCAACCUAAAUAUUUAGCUGUAGUCGUGGUUUUGAACAUUCCAAAUACUUCAGGUCACAGAAUUAUGCCUAUGCAUUUGAACAGUCUCACAUGAAGUAAUCAGCAGUGUCCCUGAAACACCACCCGACUCAAUGAUCAACUGUAAAUACAUAUUUUAAAACCUUUUUUUUUUUUUUGAUUUCUUUUGAAGCCUUUUGAAUGUUUUAGCUCGUUUGGGGAUGAGUUGGUGGAAACGGACACUGAGGUUCUCAGUUGUGUGGUAACCUGGUUCUUCAGCCCAUCACUCUCUCAGCUCUGUAUGUGUGUUCUGUUGCUCACAGCUGUGUUCUGCUUCGUCCUCUUACCUUUGGCCCACAGAGAGAACUUCAGUCAGUAAACUGACUGUGAUCAGAACUGACGGCUCUAAAUACAGAUUUUAAAGGACGGCAGUUGUGUUCAAUUUGAUCAUCACAGAGCUUUCAGCACGAAUGCAUGUCCUAACCUCGACCCAUGACCUGUAGUUUUAAAUGGAGCCCUCUGUAACCAGGGUGUAAAUAACCACGGUCACAGAAACAUGCUGGAGGUUUUCUGAGGAAUCAUGACACUGUACCCGACUUCUGUGACUGGAUGACGACAUGUCGGUUUUCUUCCGCCGUUGCUUGUUUGUUUUCGUCCGAGGUGGGAGAGCAGAGAUUCUAGUGUUGAAGUUGAGACACCGUACAGCUGAUGAAAAAUAAACGCCUCCUCCUCCUGGG
Scophthalmus maximus (turbot) is the source of this 4475-nucleotide messenger RNA. RefSeq names its product CCCTC-binding factor (zinc finger protein) (gene ctcf). Gene Ontology annotation, biological process: regulation of transcription by RNA polymerase II. The record is from RefSeq and is a predicted model, not a curated record. Gene Ontology annotation, cellular component: nucleus. The coding region runs from base 374 to 2953 and encodes 859 amino acids. The transcript has 18 exons. Gene Ontology annotation, molecular function: sequence-specific DNA binding; DNA-binding transcription factor activity, RNA polymerase II-specific. Lineage: Eukaryota; Metazoa; Chordata; Actinopteri; Pleuronectiformes; Scophthalmidae.